Tachyglossus aculeatus (Australian echidna) is the source of this 983-nucleotide messenger RNA. RefSeq names its product general transcription factor IIF subunit 2 (gene GTF2F2). The record is from RefSeq and is a predicted model, not a curated record. Gene Ontology annotation, biological process: transcription initiation at RNA polymerase II promoter; transcription by RNA polymerase II. Gene Ontology annotation, cellular component: transcription factor TFIIF complex. Bases 11 to 784 code for a protein of 257 amino acids. NCBI's taxonomy places the organism in Eukaryota, Metazoa, Chordata, Mammalia, Monotremata, Tachyglossidae. The transcript has 9 exons.
GGGCGGCGCCAUGGCCGAGCUGGACCUGACGGGCGCCAAGCAGAACACGGGAGUAUGGCUGGUGAAGGUUCCAAAAUAUUUAUCCCAGCAGUGGGCUAAAGCCUCAGGAAAGGGGGAAGUGGGAAAGCUGCGAAUUGCCAAGAGUCAAGGAAAGACUGAGGUAUCAUUUACUUUGAAUGAAGAACUCGCAAGCAUCCAUGAUAUUGGAGGGAAGCCUGCCUCAGUCAGAGCCCCGAGGGAACACCCGUUUCUCUUGCAAAGCGUGGGAGGACAGACGUUAACCGUAUUUACGGAGACCCCGGCAGACAGCCAGUCUGAAGAUCAUUCUGAAAACCGUUCUACUGAUAAGCUUUCUUUGGAAGGAAUAGUCGUACAGCGAGCUGAAUGUAGACCUGCUGCCAGCGAAAACUAUAUGAAACUGAAGAGGUUACAAAUAGAAGAAUCUUCCAAACCAGUGAGACUCUCCCAGCAACUGGAUAAAGCAGUGACGACCAAUUAUAAACCUGUGGCUAACCAUCAGUAUAAUAUAGAGUAUGAGAAGAAAAAGAAAGAAGACGGCAAGAGAGCUCGGGCAGAUAAACAGCAAGUUUUGGAUAUGCUGUUCUCAGCUUUUGAGAAACACCAGUACUACAACAUCAAGGAUUUGGUGGACAUUACCAAACAACCGGUGGUGUACCUCAAGGAGAUCUUGCGAGAGAUCGGCAUUCACAACGUCAAAGGGACCCACAAAAACACCUGGGAGCUGAAGCCAGAGUACCGGCACUAUCAAGGAGAGGACGAGUGAGCGAGCGAGCGAGCAGCCCCACGGCCUCUUUCCGAGAAGCGCCCGUCCGCCCUGCCCACGGCCAAGGCACGGCACACAGUAAGACAAGAGGAGGCAGAUGACCGACACUUCGACGUUGGCGGGUAUUUUGUCAUGGCUAUUCAGAAUUUCUUGGAAGUUUUUUAAAGGUUUGUGGGGGUAGAAUAAAUAUUCAGAGACU